Heteronotia binoei (common prickly gecko) is the source of this 1249-nucleotide messenger RNA. It is a transcript of the gene CYB5R5, whose product is annotated as NADH-cytochrome b5 reductase-like. NCBI's taxonomy places the organism in Eukaryota, Metazoa, Chordata, Lepidosauria, Squamata, Gekkonidae. The transcript has 7 exons. Gene Ontology annotation, molecular function: oxidoreductase activity. The record is from RefSeq and is a predicted model, not a curated record. The coding region runs from base 75 to 1190 and encodes 371 amino acids.
CUCUCUGCUCGCUCGUGCAAAUUAGGAGUCGUGUGCAAAUUAUUUAGGCCUUCCCUGGCACGUUGAGGUCGCUGAUGAAAGGGGAAUCUUGGUGGGAGCAGCUUGGCCCUUCUGGCCUGCUGCGUGGAAGAGUGUUUUCAAAGGAAACAUGGAGAGGAAACUGGAGGGGAACUCUUAAACCAGGGACGUUAUUCUGCUGCCCCAAUCUUUUUGGAAGAUUCGCCACAAGUCAUCUUCCAAAGUAUGAUCCCCAGUUCGAGGCAAUGGAUGACAGUGAAGAUGACUGGCUAUCACUCAAGCCCCAAGAACCACUGACAUCUCAGUGUUGUGGCAGUGGCUGCAAACCCUGCAUCUAUGAUGUAUACCAGAAGGAGAUGGAGCAGUGGGAAGCAGCCAAGGCAAAACAAGACAGAAGCCUCCUGACCAGAAAGAAACCACAAUGCAAGAAUUCAGAACUGGUUCCAGAAACGUUUACAGCUUUCACCAUAAGUUCUGUGGAUCAGCUGACAGAGGACACCUACCAGUAUACAUUUGAAUUGCCUGGGAACAGCAGCUUGGGGUUGAGUUUAGGACAACAUCUUGUGCUAAGAGGAAUAGUGAAUGGUUUGGAGAUUCAACGAGCCUAUACUCCAAUUACUCCUGUGAACACUGAAGGAUACUUUGAUGUUUUAAUAAAGUACUAUGAAGGUGGACUAAUGUCACAAUAUGUAAAAUCCUGGAAACAAGGAGAAUCAGUCUUUUGGAGAGGGCCAUUUGGAGGCUUCCCUUAUAGGACAAAUCAGUAUGGAGAACUUCUUAUGCUUGCUUCUGGUACUGGCCUAGCACCAAUGCUUCCCAUCAUCCAGCACAUAACAGAAAAUGAGAAUGAUGAAACAUUUGUAACCCUAGUGGGCUGCUUCAGAACUUUUGAAAAUAUUUAUAUGAAGACUCUUCUUCAGGACCAGUCACGAUUCUGGAACAUAAGAACAUUUUAUGUUCUAAGUCAGGAACACUCACUAGAAAACCUGCCUUGGAGCUAUCAAAAGAAUACACAUCUUGGCCGGAUAAAUGAGAAUUUUUUAAGAAGUGUGAUGAAGACCUGUAGGAAGCAACCUUUUGUAUUGAUAUGUGGCUCAGUAUCCUUUACUAAUGAUAUGGAGAGAUACUUAAAAGCCAUAGGUCUACAGGAAUUUUCAUAUUUUGUAUUUUAGAAGAUGUUUGUAUCUGCUUAUGUACAGUGAUAAUAAAAAAUAUUAAAUAACACUUUAAA